GCCAGAAUGUUUUUUUUUUAUUCUCUUAGUUUCUUCAGAUAUGAGGGGUGGGUACCCUGUGGGCGAUACCUUUCUCACAAAUAUCAAGAUGGCGGAGUUUGUUUGCUACAAAUGAAAAGUUGCAUCUGAAAUGGAGUUUGAAGAUAUCCAGGUCGAAUUUAAGAAAUAUUCAGAAGAACCUCUUAAAAUAGUAGAGAAGCUAAAAGCCAACAGGGAAGUCAUUAAAGGAAUCAUUGAAAAUUUACCAAAGAAUUAUGCUAAUCAGGUUAGCCAUCCCAUUUGCAGCUCAUUUUUUGAGUUGUAUCGCACUGGGAAUAGGGAUGCAAUGAACUUUGUGUUACAAUUUGUUCCUGUUCUGAUAUGGACAUACCUGGCAGCCACAUGCCGAAGAGAUAAACAGGGAUACGGAGAGUUAGAGGCUAUAUUGCUGGCCAUUUAUAAUUCAGUUGUUAUGGAUAAUAAAGGCAUAGAAAAAACGUUUCGGCUGCCAUCGUUAUCCAGACCAUCAAUGUAUCACGAGCCCUCCAUUGGAGUAUCCUCUAUGCCUGCCCUGACGGAGAGUGUCUUGAGUCGACAUGAGCAGAGUGAGACUCCUAUUGUAAUAAAUGGCCCUAACAAGCAACUUACCAGAAUCUCUGCUGGCUACAGAAUGUCAGUGUUGUGUACUGUGUUAAGUCAGUAUAACAGCAGCAUAGCACUGAUGAAUGAAGACUCCCACACAAGCUAUUGUAUAAUGGCUCACAGGAUUGCCAAAGCUGGAUUUUCCAAGUUGUGCCGCAAGGAUUCCACAGAUUGUAAUGGCUUCUUAAGCAAUGAAGAACUACAGUCUCUAAGCAACCACCCAAGAGUUCCUAUAGUUGCACCUUUAAUACAAGAAAUUACACAUGGAUUAUAUUACCUGUUAUACAACGGACAGCCCGAUAUUGCUAAAACAGCGCUGGAACAAUUGGAUUUUCGCGUAGCACAUGGCCUUCUUGCUCCAGCUCAUGUGUUGACGAAUGCUGUGGUGCAUUCCCAAUCAAUAACUGAUGCUGCCCCCAAGGAAGGUCCCCUUGGGUUGCAAGUGCUCAUCCCCUCGGCGGAUACUCAAAUUGUGACCCCUUCGCCUACCAUGAAGACUCUUAAACUACCAGAGAGUUCCUCGAGUCUAGCAGCUCUCUCCACGCAUGGAAUGACCGCAAAACCUUACAGACAGACGAGUGACGUCGACUUGAAUAAAAACGGCUCGUAUUCCACAGUCGACGGAGCCUAUAACCCAGAGACUCCCACUCAAGACCAAAGUAAAACUCACAAGAAAGCCAGCAGCCUGGGCCACUGGAAGCUCCCGUUUCUUACCACCAAGGGCGAGAUGGAGUUAACGCCCUUAAAACCUGAGGAGGGGAGGGGUGGGGACGGUAGAGUCUUUAUUUCGGAAGAGAACUUGUCACAUGGUAGCGUGACGUUGACCAAAGUUAGUAGAGACGACACAGGGGUGUAACCAGUGAUGACGGCAAAGGGGAAACGGGGCGACCACAACCUAAAAAUCACCCUGUCGGGCAACGUCUCGCUGCCGUGUUGUGUUUGCAGGGAAAUGAAAGCCAGAGAAACAAAGGAAACCGGAAAGAAGUUCGACGAGCGAGUCGUUGACCGUGCGAAUAGUGGGGGUAAUGGGUCACACGUCGGACUUCUCGACAGUCUCUCCUUCAGGUUACUUUUCCCUGAAAAAAACGGGAAGCACAAGGAAUUUAUGUUUAACGCAGAAUAAUUUGGAGCUUGGUGCUCCUGGCUCGUAUCCAGGCGCUUACUAGCGUUACCGGACUCAGCGCGCAGGGGGGAACGAAAAACAUUUCUCCCGUUGACCCUUCCCUUCCCUUGCGCCAGCGCUAAACCUUCCAAUGACUCAUUGCGGUCACUAGUAUACUUUUCACCUGUUUUUACUUACUUGAGACGCCUGGGUACAAGACAGUUGGUGCUCCAAACUCUGAUGAAAUCUUUUGUUUUUAGAGUCAUGCAGAUCAUGAUCAUUAAUUGCGUCAUAAUUUUUUCGUUUGAACGUGCACGCGCGCGGAAAAAUGGUUACCCACAGGUAACCCAAGCUCAGCGACCUUGUAUAAGAGGUCGUUCUGUAUGUGAGACGCCAAUGCACCCUUAGAGGCAUUUGGGGUAAAAUACAGGGGUGGAUACAGGAUCAAAACUGCGUGUUAGCCCAUGUGCCUACUCUGAUAACCAAUGAACUGGGUAUCCGCAUUACGAAAGACUGAUUAAACCGACCUAGUCCUUUGAUACAAAGAUAAAUUGUUGAAGAAAUUAAGAGAUAACAUUCUAAAAACAAGGUUUUAUCAUUCAUUUAGUAUAUAUUCCAUCGGAAAUAUCGAAAUAAACACGAGGUUCCGCUAUAAGAGGGAAAGCUCCUCCCAUCCCCGGACUCAAGAACAAUCAGUUAUCAACCAGCCGCCAAUGAGUUAACAUGGUAGGACAAUUGCUUUGAGCGCUAGAUUCAAAUUUCAUAUUCUAAACCAAAUUAAACGUCAUUCCUAGAUUUAUCCAUCUAAAAUAAUUUAAAAUUUUGCUCUAAAGAAGUGAGUGGACAGCAAAUCACUAAUUCAUCAAUCUCUUAACACAACUGUCUCGUUACCUGUGCAAAAAAAAGUUUUAUUUUAGCCAACUAAGGCUCAGAGAUAAGCAAUUUUACAUAGGAGACUUUGCUGACUUCUAGGGUGGCAGUGUUCUGAUUAUAAUUGCAAAUUUGAGCCCGGGGUGAGAGGAGCUUUCCCUUUUAUAGCGGAACCUCGUGUUUAAGACUUUUUGCUAGGACGGCUAAACUGAAGCUUGUAGAGAGACGGUAAUUUUAUAGUGGGUUAGGGAACACGGGGGAAAUGUUUGCGUAUGUACAGAAGAACCCAUAAUUAGAACAGUUCCAAACGUUUUAA
Molecule: messenger RNA, 2909 nt
Organism: Nematostella vectensis (starlet sea anemone)
Lineage: Eukaryota; Metazoa; Cnidaria; Anthozoa; Actiniaria; Edwardsiidae
Product: hyccin
Exons: 12
Coding region: 131-1477 (448 amino acids)
Biological process (GO): protein localization to plasma membrane; phosphatidylinositol phosphate biosynthetic process
Cellular component (GO): plasma membrane
Source: RefSeq, a predicted model, not a curated record